Messenger RNA from Stegostoma tigrinum, 7591 nucleotides. RefSeq names its product protein mono-ADP-ribosyltransferase PARP11. The transcript has 10 exons. Gene Ontology annotation, molecular function: NAD+ poly-ADP-ribosyltransferase activity. The coding region runs from base 858 to 1667 and encodes 269 amino acids. The record is from RefSeq and is a predicted model, not a curated record. Lineage: Eukaryota; Metazoa; Chordata; Chondrichthyes; Orectolobiformes; Stegostomatidae.
GGGAGGUGGGAGUAGCUGGAGAGCCGGCCUGGCGGAGUGGCCAAUUGGACAGGGAGGCGGAGCCCGGGGUGAGUGAGUGUCUUCUCAGGUAGAGACACCCCCCCCUCCUAAGGAAUAUGUCAGGAGUUCCUGGGCUGACGGGGUGAGGAUAGCCCCCAAGAUGGACUCGGCCUACAGCUCAGGAAAAGUCAGUCUUCCUUUUCAUCGGGAUCAUGAAGGCGGUGACUUCCUCACUAUUGUGCCGUGUCACAUUUUGUGGAUCAUUUCCUCCUCUCCUGUGGCUCCCGUCACUGGCUUGCAGGACUCUGCGGGAGGUUCUCCUUUGUCAGUGCGCAGGCUGGAGGUGCUACCCUGAGCCCUUCCUCAGGCCAUCGACAAGUUUGACCUGUGCGGUCCUCGAACCAACACAGAGGCGAAGAUUUCUGGGCUUACUUCCUGGUUGUUCUGUCAGCUCCUCCAAGAGAACUGGUCUGCAAAGCGGGGAAACCUGUUUUAUUUCGAGUAUCUUUGUGAUACUUGUGCUGACCAAUUUUGUGUUGUUUGUCCCGGGGCUGAUCCUACAGAAGAUCUGCUUCAGGGCAUAUUUAGAAGUCACAUGACACUAGGUUAUAGUCCAACGCUAAAAAAGUCACAAGUAUUGGAAGCACUGCUCCUUCGUCAGUUGCUUUCCUCAGCAGUUGCUGCAACCGUUGUUGGUUUCAGAUGCGGACAAGGUUCGCAAAGUUGAGGACCUGCUGCCAGAUACUUUUCAAAAUCUGUAUAGGAGACAGUUCCACACUUCCAGCACCACUUGUGUGAAGAAAUGCUUCUGAAAUUGACUCUGAUUUUAAGCUAACAAUCAUACAGUAAUUUAAACAAUGGCUGGAGAGGAAUAUGCUUCAUUGAUGGAGGAGGGCAGUGUGGAGGAGAUGGACACAUCUGAUACGCCGUGGAACUGGUACUAUUUGGGUGAAUGUGGAAAAUGGCACAUUUUUGAGAGGGACCCAAAUAUUUCAUGUUCUGUGAGCAGCGAAGAUAUUGAUAUGAUGUACAGAAUGAAUCCUCAAGGUGUUAUUUCUUUUUCCACUGCAAAAUUCAACUACACGUUAGAUUUCCAAGCAAUGAAACAAACCAAUAAAGAAACAGGGAAACAACGACCAGUGAAACGUGCAGCCUUCUGUGUCACUGCUUUCAGUUUCAUUUGUGGAAAUGAAGAUAUUCCCAUUCCUUUACAUUGGGAUAAUAUAGAACGAGACAAACCUUUUCAGCUCAACCCAUUGCACAAAGCUUCAAAUGAAUACACAGAAGUCGCAAAACUUUUUGGCCAGUCAAUGGAUCAAAAUCGAAUCAAGAAAAUUCAAAGAAUUCAGAAUCUAGACUUAUGGGAAUUCUAUUGCAGGAAAAAAAUUCACUUGAAAAAGAUGAGAAAUGGGAUAGAGCUGAAUGAGAGAAUGCUCUUUCAUGGCACAGGCAAUGAAUUUGUCGAAGCAAUAUGUUUGCAAAAUUUUGACUGGAGAAUAAAUGGAUUGCAUGCUACAGUCUAUGGAAAAGCUGUCGAGGCCAAUUUUGACAGCUCAAUCUGUCAACAAGUUGUGGUCAUGGAAUGGUUGCAGAGGUUUGGACUUAACGCUGGAACUUGCUGCUGUAUCGUCAAAGCACUACCUGAAUCAAGUAAGGGCAUCAUCUGAAUCUCUACAGCUAAGUCACCCUACUGUAUAUGAGACCUUAGUGACAUUGUGAAGGCCGAUGGAGUCGACUAUCUGACGUUGACCUUUCACUGUGCUCAGUUAAGUUUGGAGAAAUGUGAGUAAAGGCUGUUUGUCAGAUAAAGUGGGAGGUGGGUCGAAUCGUGUGUUUACUCCCCAUCGUGGAACAGCCAACAAUCCCCACCAAUCCUGCCUUUUCUCUGGCUUGAUCAUCUUCUGGGAAUCCUGCUAUUUCAAAGCGUGUGAACUAUCUCUAGGGACUUGAAACUGUUAAUGUAACUCAGUCUCAAUGGUCUAGGAAAGACGGGCAUGCUUUUAAUAUAUUAAAUUUCAUGACCUCCGGGCUUCUAAAACCACCUCACAGAUGACUAAAUACUUUUGAAGUGUAGUCACUGUUUUUCGAAAGGCACAGACAAUUUGUGCACAGCAAACUCCCACAAACGCCUAAGUGAUAAUGACCAGCCUUUACAUAGAAUAUAGAACACUACAGCACAGAACAGGCCCUUCAGCCCAUGAUGUUGUGUCGACCUAUUGUCCUACUAAGAUCAACUACCCUGCAAACCCUACGUUUUACUAUCCUCCAUGUGCCUACCCAAGAGUCACUUAAAAGUGUCUAAAGUAUCUGACUCUACGACCACUGCUGGCAGCGCAUUCCACAUGUUUGGCCUGCUGUGUUCAUCCAGCCUCAUGUUUUAUUAUCUUGGAUUCUCCAGCAUCUGCAGUUCCCAUUAUCUCAUGACCAGAUAAACUGUUUUUUUGAAGGAUAAAUAUUGGCUUUGUCACUAGGGAUAACUCUGCAAACUGGUGCCAUGGGAUUGUGCACAUCCAUCUGAUAGGGCCUUUACAUAGAAUAUAGAACACUACAGCACAGAAUAGGCCCUUCAGCCCAUGAAGUUGUGUCGACCUAUUGUCCUACUAAGAUCAACUACCCUGCAAACCCUACAUUUUACUAUCCUCCAUGUGCCUACCCAAGAGUCACUUAAAAAUGUCUAAAGUAUCUGACUCUACUACCACUGCUGGCAGCGCAUUCCACAUGCCCACCACUCUCUGUGUAAAGAACCUACUUCUGACAUCUCCCCUGUACCUUCUUCCAAUCACCUUAAAAUUAUGCCCCCUUGUAAUAGACAUUUCCGUCCUGGGAAAAAGUCUCUGGCUAUCCACCCUAUCUAUGCCUCUCAUCAUCUUGUACACCUCUAUCAAGUCACCUCUUCUCCUUCUUCGCUCCAGUGAAAAAAGCCUUAGCUCCUUUAACCUUCCCUCAUAAGACCUGCCCUCCAGUCCAGGCAGCAUCCUGGUAAUCCUCCUCUACAUCCUCUCUGAAGCUUCCACAUCUUUCCUAUAAUGAGGUGACCAGAACUGAACACAAUAUUCCAAGUGAUAGUAGAAAAUGCAGAUGCUGGAGAAUCUGAGAUAACAAGAUGUAGAGCUGGAUGAACACAGCAGGCCAAGCAGCAUCACUGGUGCAGGAGAGCUGAUUUUUCGGGCCUAGACCCUUCUUCAGAAAGAUUCCAAUAUUCCAAGUGUGGCCUAACCGUGGUUUUAGAGAGAUGCAGCAUAACCUUGUGGCUCUCAAACUGUCAAUGAAAGCCAACACACCAUAUGUCUUCUUUACAACCCUAUUGACUUGGCUAGGAACUUUGAGAGAUCUAUGGACGUGGACCCCCAAGAUCUCCCUCUUCUUCCACACUGCCAUUAACUCUGUAUUCUGCAUUCAAAUUCGACCUUCCAAAAGGAAUCAUUUCACACUUUGCUGGGUUGAAUUCCAUCUGCCACUUCUUUGCCCAGCUCUGCAUCCUGUCAAUGACCCAUUACAACCUGCAACAGCCCUCCAUGCUAUCCACAACUCCACCAACCUUUGUGUCAUCGGCAAACUUACUAGCCCACCCUUCCAAUUCAUCAUCCAAGUCAUUUUAUAAAGAAUAUCUUUAGUUAAUGCCAAAAGACAGCAAUUCUAAUUGUGCAGUUCUCCUUCAGUUUCUUCAACUCAGGCUUCUAGAUCGGUACAAGAACCCACAAUUUUCUGACUUGAAGAACCUUUGGUUUCAACUCGAGUCGCUGUCCAGUGAUCCCCGAAGCAAAAGUCUAAUCUUUAGCCCUGAAUUGAAGUGAGAGGAAUCAUGAUCCUGGUUAGGCGUGGGACUAGAUUUACUUCGGAUAUCUGGUCGGCAUGGAUGAGUUGGAAUGAAGGGCCCCUAAUUCUGUGCUGUAUAUCUCUAUGACUCUAUGCUUUCACCAAUAACCACAAUACAUUCCAGUUAUCUGUUGCUAUUAAUGUAACUGAAAGUAGAAAUGCCAGCAGGCCUAGAGAGUAGGGCAUUGAAGAACACUUAAGAAGGUUGGGAUUGAAAUGAUUUUAUUGGAGAUGCAAGAGUACAUUCUAACUAACCGUCAGUACCAUUCUGUCUUCAUAUCUUGGCAUGUUAUGUUUUUAAGGUUUAUGCAGCUUUCCUUUGAAAGCUGUGAUACACCUUUCUCUGUUCCAGCAUAAAUAAUCCCAGUGUUUUAAACAGCUCUUAAAAGCGGUCAUUUUCAUCUCUGGCCUCAGGUUGCCUGCUCGCAUUGUACACUUCCUGAGGUGGUAACGUGUAUCUUAUGACAUGAUGCAGACUAUGUAACUUCCCAUUCAAGACAGUACUCACAGUUUAUAACUAAUAUAAAUUAGUUAGAGGUAGCAAAAGAAUAGAGAGUAGUUGGGACAGACACUGAUGCAUUUUGAAAGAAUCUUGGAUUAGUAUAUAAAGAAGAGGAUACUGAGAUAUGGUGAGAAAUUUGUUUUAGGAUUGGUUUAAGCUUGCUCCUGUAUCUCCAGUAAAUUCAUCUCAAUAUCUUUCAGUAUUCUUGGAUGCCUACCAUCUACUUUUCAAUCUAUUAUUGUUUUAAAAUAGCUUUCUUUAAGUCAUUAUCUCCAAUGGUGUCUGUUUGAUUGGCUCCUACAGUCCUGUGGAUGACAUUUUUUUUGAAACCUUCACUCUUUGCUCAAUCUUGUGUACAGGCACUUGUAUCUGAACAAUUCUUUGGAUUUUUAAUAUGUUUCUUAAAGUUUGUUUUUACUUAUUUUGGGUGCUGUUCAUUUUUCAUUGUCUCUACCUUCCUAGUUUCUGUUUUUUUUCAUUUGUCCUGUCUUCCUAGUUAUUUUCUAUGCUCAGCAUCAAUAUUUUUAAAGAGUUUUUAAGAAAAGAACCCACAUGGUAAAUAUGGAGCGGAUUAAGCAAAAGAUAUUUCCCAAGUUUGAACAUCUUGCUCAUUAAAGGGUAUAAGGAUAAAGCCAGCAAGAUAGAACACAUCAUCCGCUGACACUUCCGCCAUCUACAAUCCGACCCCCCCCCCACCCAAGUCAUUUUUCCAUCCCCAACCCUUGUCUGCCUUCCGGAGAGACCACUCUCUCCAUGACUCCCUUGUCCGCUCCGCACUCCCCUCCAACCCCACCACACCCGGCACCUUCCCCUGCAACUGCAGGAAGUGCUACACUUGCCCCCACACCUCCUCCCUCACCCCAUCCCAGUCCCCAAGAUGACCUUCCAGAUUAAGCAGAUGUUCACCUGGACAUCUGCCAAUGUGGUAUACUGUAUCCACUGUACCUGGUGUGGCUUCCUCUACAUUGGGGAAACCAAGCGGAGGCUUGGGGACCGCUUUGCAGAACACCUUCACUCGGUUCACAAUAAACAACUGCACCUCCCAGUCGCGAACCAUUUCAACUCCCCCUCCCAUUCUUUAGACGACAUGUCCAUCAUGGGCCUCCUGCAGUGCCACAAUGAUGCCACCCGCAGGUUGUAGGACCAGCAACUCAUAUUUCGCUUGGGAACCCUGCAGCCCAGUGGUAACAGCUUCAAAAUCUCCCCUUCCCCCACUGCAUCCCAAAACCAGUCCAGCUUGUCCCCGCCUCCCUAACCUGUUCUUCGUCUGGCCUAUCCCCUCCUCCCACCUCAAGCCACACCUCCAUUUCCUACCUACCAACCUCAUCCCGCCUCCUUGAUCUGUCUGUCCUCCCUGGACUGACCUAUCCCCUCCCUACCUCACCUAUACUCUCCUCUCCACCUAACUUCUCCUCUAUCCAUCCUCAGUCCGCCUCCCCCUUUCUCCCUAUUUAUUUCAGAACCCUCUCCCCAUCCCCCUCUCUGAUGAAGGGUCUAGGCCCGAAAUGUCAGCUUUCGUGCUCCUGAGAUGCUGCUUGGCCUGCUGUGUUCAUCCAGCUUCACACUUUUGUUAUCUUGGAUUCUCCAGCAUCUGCAGUUCCCAUUAUCUCUGAACUGUAGGUCAGUCAGUUUAACCUGGGUGGUGGUAAAGCUUCUGGAAGCAAUAAUCUGGAACAAAGUUUUGUUUGAACAGAAAUUAUUAGCAUUUAAAUUUUCUAAAUGUCAACAAACAUGGUUGAGUUAAUUCACUCCCAAAUUCAACUUUAGUUGAAAAUUGAACUAACAUGAGCAUUAAAAAAGGGCAAAACGUUUCUUUCUUGUUUUUGACUGUGUUUACCUGUCUGAUCGGUCUCAACUUUAUGAAUAUAAACAAACUACUAGAAUAGUUAUGUAAUUCAUGAUGGACUUCUUUUGUAUAUUCAGUUACAAUUUUUCAAAAGAAAGGUUCCUAACGUUCAUAAUUCAAUAUUAAUAAAGUUUUAAAUAUGAUUCUACUACAUUUUCUUCGAAUAAUUAUGAAGAAAAACCAGUAGCAUGAAAAUGAGGCACAAAUCAAGACCAUCAGCAGCACUCACUAAAUGGAGCACCCUGUGAAAGCCUAUUUAAGAGUAGGUAGGUGAUGCUAGAACUGUAUAAAACAUUGGUUAGGCCACAGCUAGAGAAUUGUGUGCAGCUCUAGAAUUCAUAUUAUAGGAAGGAUGUGACUGCACUGGAGAGGGUGCAAAGGAAAUUCACCAGGAUGUAGCCUGGGCUGGAGUGCUUUAGUUAUGAAAAGAAAUUGGACAGACUCUGUCAGGAGACUGAGGGACAUUUUUAAAAUUGAUUUCUGGGACGUGGGCAGCAACGGCUGGCCAACAUUUAUUGCCCAUUCCUGUUGCCCUUGAGAAGGUGGUGAAGAGCUGCCUUCUUGAACUGCUGCAAUCCAUGUGCUGAAGGUAGACCCGCAAAGCCCUUAGGGAAAGAAUUCAGGAUUUCAAUUCAGAUGUAUAAAAUUAUGAACAUCAUAGGCAGGUUUGAUGGGAAGAAACCUUUCCCCCGGUGGAGAGAUCAGUGACCAGUGGGGCAAUAGGGUUACAGGAUAUGUUAGGGGAAAAAAGCCUUCUACACAGAUGGUGGUGCAAAUUUGCAAUUCAUUACCUGUAAGGGUUGUAGAGGCAUAUGCCUUCAUAAGUAUUUAGAUGUGAACUUGUGAUGCCAAGGAGUAUGAGGCCAAGGGUUGGAAAAUGGCAGGUAGUCAGGUGGUUGUUUUUGACCCAUGCAGACUUGAUGGACCAAAGGUUCUUUUUAAUGCUGGAGACCUUUAUAAUUCUAAAUUGUGUAUACUAAAUUUUGCAUGAGGUCAGACUGAUGAUCUAAGUCUGCUAUAUUGCAUUGCAUCUCUGGAUCUCUGAGCAAAGUCAUGACAUGGCAGACUUAGAUUUUGAGAAUGCUUGUCAUCCUCAGCCCAAAACCACCACAGGUACUAAAAGAUUUUUUAAAAAGUUGAUGAAUUAAUUAUCAUUGUGAAUUUUUAGGUUAGUUUAAACUCUUAUACUGAGCAUAUGAAAUUUUCCACACUGCAUUAAAAUUUUUCAGGAAACAAAGACUGAUGGUGACACAAUUUCAAAUUGCAUGGGUUUUCGCAUUAUGCCAAUUUUCUUUUAUACUUUAUAAUGUGACAUCAUAAUGUAAGAUCAGCAGCAGCAGUCAUGAAGUGUAUGUAAGUUUAAUGCUUUUGCAGAAGAAAACCAACCCCGUGCUAUAGGUAACAAAGUGUGGAGCUGGAUGAUCACA